Ceratitis capitata (Mediterranean fruit fly) is the source of this 2240-nucleotide messenger RNA. It is a transcript of the gene acj6, whose product is annotated as inhibitory POU protein. The transcript has 9 exons. Lineage: Eukaryota; Metazoa; Arthropoda; Insecta; Diptera; Tephritidae. Gene Ontology annotation, molecular function: RNA polymerase II cis-regulatory region sequence-specific DNA binding; DNA-binding transcription factor activity, RNA polymerase II-specific. Bases 486 to 1613 code for a protein of 375 amino acids. Gene Ontology annotation, biological process: regulation of transcription by RNA polymerase II. The record is from RefSeq and is a predicted model, not a curated record.
UGGAUUCUUGUGAAUAAAGUACUUUAGAUAUAAUUACGUGCGUAUUUUUAUAUCUGGCGUUUCAUAAUUCAUCAAUUUGUAUUCAUAGUUAGUUUUUUUGAUCGGUGCUAAUGUUCGUUAAUGUACACGCAGUGUACACAUAUACACAUACUACAUACAUGCAUGUAAACAAGUGAAGUGUCUUUCUAUUUACAAUACAAUAAGAAAACGGUGCAAUAACGGUAUAAUGAAAUAAUUCGAAUGAACAAAAUGUUCAUAAUUUAUGUGGAAAUUAGUGUUUAAGAUUAAAGAAGAAAAAAACGAAAGAAAGCAGAAGAUUUUAAAAAAAUUUUCGCAUUUCUAAAUCCUAAUACCUUGUCCUGCGUAUAUUAUAUGCAGGAUACACAUAAUUUUAAAAAGAGCGCUUCAAAAUUUACUCGCCGACGACUUUUGACGCCUCUCGGGCGUUUAAGCUCGAGGAGGAUUUCGUAGGGAGCUGUGUGACAAUGUCAAUGUAUUCAACGACGGAUAAAAUGAAAAUGUCUGCUCCUACCUGCUUUCCCGGGCGAUAUAGUCCGACGUAUAGAGGUCCUGAUCAAAUGAGGAGAUGUAUGCCAAAUCCUUCUGCCCGUAUUUUAGAAGAUGCUUCCCUUUUAUGCAAUUCUUGGUCAGCUCGUCAGAACGGUGAUAUUUUUGCUGGAAUAAAUGAUGGAAUUCUCAGCAGAGCGGAAGCCCUUGCGGCGGUGGAUAUGGGUAAACAUCAAGCCACACAUCAUCACAGUCAAAUGCCAGCUCAAAUCAAACACGAUGUUAUGUAUCACCAUCAUAGCAUGGCGGGGCCUCCGCAACGACCCCUACAGAUGCACCAUACGAUGGAUCAAUUGGACAUGUUGGACCCGACAGGACCAAUGACAACGUUAGCGCCGAUGUCAGAUACAUCGUUGACGCCAACUCAUCAACAUUUACAUGGAUCCUACCAUAGUAUGAACCAUAUGAUGAGUCAUCAUCAUCCAGGAGCGCUAGGUGGACAUUCUACGAAUCAUGGACAUUCUACGGUACAUCAUCCUGUUAUAUCGGCGGCGGUUGCAGCCGCUGGACUACACCCCGAUACUGAUACAGAUCCUAGGGAAUUGGAGGCAUUCGCUGAGAGAUUUAAGCAACGACGAAUAAAGUUAGGCGUUACACAGGCAGAUGUAGGUAAAGCUUUAGCGAAUCUAAAAUUACCGGGAGUUGGAGCCCUUUCACAGAGUACAAUAUGUCGAUUCGAAAGUCUCACAUUAUCCCACAAUAAUAUGAUUGCGUUAAAACCCAUACUACAGGCGUGGCUCGAAGAGGCGGAGGCACAAGCGAAAAACAAGCGAAGAGAUCCAGAUGCCCCCAGCGUACUUCCAGCGGGUGAAAAGAAAAGAAAAAGGACUUCCAUUGCGGCGCCUGAGAAACGUUCCCUGGAAGCUUACUUUGCCGUACAACCGAGGCCUUCUGGUGAAAAAAUAGCUGCUAUUGCUGAGAAAUUGGACUUGAAGAAAAACGUGGUGCGGGUCUGGUUCUGCAAUCAAAGGCAAAAACAAAAACGUAUAGUUAGUAGUGUUACUCCUUCAAUGACUGGGCAUGGAUCAGCGGGGUUCGGAUACUGAUAGUCGUUUUUUUCUGGAGACUUUUACCUGUAGAUCUGCCACAUGCAACCAUGAUACACAUUCUAUGAAGAAAAUCUUUGCAAUCAACGAGCAUAGAUACGGAUCAAUCAUUUAUGAAUCGAAUAGGGCUUAUUACAUUCUUUUAUUGAAGAAUCAAUCCCUUGAGACGGAAGGUUUAACUUUUGAGAUGCAAGCUAUAAAUUUUAAAGACGAGAUAUGUGGUAAUUUACUAAAUUGAAGAUCCUGUGGAUAAUUGACGUGGUUCUUAUGCUUCCUUUAAAGUAAUUCAUUAUUAGAAGAAGAGAAAUAUGCAACGAAUUUAGUUGUUGCCAAAAGAAUUAGUUGUAAAUAGAUAAGUAGUUUUGUAUUUACGUAGCAUGAAAUUGAAUAAACAAAUUGUAAAACGAAGAACAUUAUAUGUAAAUAGUUAUAUGUAGAUACUUAGAUACGAGCAUAUAAAUAUAUGAAUAAGAAAAUAUUUAAUUAAAUAUAUUUAAGAGUCUUAAAAGAGUCACUGCAAAAUUAUGCAUUGUACAGCGGAUAAUAAUAGGAAAUGAUGUAAGAAUUCUAUAUACUUAAAUUAUACAUAUUUGUAGUAUGUAUAUAAAGGUUUAUUUUGAAUACACA